GGUCGCGAGAGAGGCCCACAUUUCUUGGAGAUGUACGAGUGGCUGUUGUCACAGGUGCAGAUUUGACAGUUUGUGUCCUGCAUAGCAGCGACGACGAAUGUUUCUGGGCCUAUUUUCUAAUGCAGGCCAACUAGUAUUUAUCUGAUCGUGAUAAUUCUACACGUACACCUGAGCCGAUGAUCGAGUUUGUGUUGAUCUACUAGUAUCUGUUUUAUUUUAAUCUAUUUUUUGUGCCCAAGACUCGUUCCCCCGGCUUUGCCGGCGGCUUUCAUUCACUUUCACAAUCUAGUUACCGUAUCUCGAAAGAAUGACUUGCCACCGGGCAGUAAUUACGCUAUGGUCUCUUCUGGCCACUUGGAUGUGUUGCAGAACGUCUGCACAGACCCUGACCACUUUCUCUAGUGCUGCGCUGCAGAGUAAACUGUCGGAGUUCUCAUCCAGUGCGCUUGGAGCACCCUCAAUGCAGAGUGCAUUUGACGCAGCAGUUGUCUCCUCAACGAGCUCAAUUGAUGGAGUCCGUGCCGUAUCUACGCUUGCAACGGGUGUCAGUACUCGCCUCACGUCUCGCUCUAGGGCAGCACGCGACCUGCAGUCAGCUGCACGACAGGCGUAUCAGGCAGGCAUGACGCGACAAGAAGAGACGCUGUGCUGCAAGCUGGACGAUGACGAUGUGGCCUUCGACUCACGCUUCAACACUACCGUUUCUAGGAAUAAUGGCUGCGAUCGCAUAUCAGCCACUGCCAGCAGCAACCGGCCUAUGAUCAGCGCUGCAAUAGCGGCGGCCUCAAAGGCGAACCUGGUGGAUGUGCCUGAACUGAAAUUCCAGUAUUACGGCUCUGAGGAAGGCUAUGCUACAAUUUAUCCUGGCUUCAACGCCUCAAGCUGUUCAUCCUAUGAUCCUCGGUACAGACCAUGGUAUGUAGCUGCAGCUGUACCUGCUGCAAAGGACGUAGUCAUCGUUGUGGACACGAGUGGAUCCAUGGGUGCAAUCAUCCCAGAUGACAACAGAAGAACACGCCUGGAUCUGGCAAAGGAAGCCAUCGACUCUAUUCUGGGUAUUUUGUCACCAGAGGAUCGGGUCACCAUCCUGCCAUUCAAUACUAAUCCGGACAAGAUUGAACCAAAUGUGUACGGCAACAUGAGUUGUUUCAACACUAUCGUAGGACCGGCUACUCCUUACAAUAUUAGACAGCUGAAGUGGCUAGUCCAAGAGCUUAAUGCUGGCGGGGCUACAAAUUAUGCUCCUGCCAUUUCGAAAGCAUACCAGAUAUUCUCAGCAUCGCCAGCAUUAGCGAGCAGAGACCGGGUGAUUCUGUUCUUGUCGGACGGCGACCCAGGCGACAGUGAAAGCGAAAUCCUGUCUAAGCAGGAGAGUGCAGCGCUUCCAUUCAACUACAGAAUUCAUGUUCUUACCUAUGCCAUGGGUGCUAAUAUUGAAGCUGGCCGUGGUAUCCUCACCAAGAUGGCCAAUCAGGACUAUCCAGGAGUAUCAGCCACCAAAGCCACCGGUGAGUUUCGGUUGGUGUCAGAUUUCCUUAAUUUGCGCCCGACAUUGACCCGCUUCUACUCAUUCUUUGCAUCGGAGGACACAUCAUCGUCAGUGAUUUUCACACAGCCCUACUAUGAUGCAUUUGGACUAGGUUUGAUUAUGACCGCUGCCGCUCCGGUUUACACCACCAAUUCCGACACGACUCAAGUGCUGCGUGGCGUAGUCGGUGUCGACAUCACUAUCACCGACCUGUUCGCUGACAUCUCCUAUUUCUCCGACGACGAGCAUCAGUAUACGUUCAUGAUCAAUAGAAAAGGUGCUGCUAUCUUGCACCCAUUGCUCAACCAGCCAGUGGACAUAUCAUCUGAUCCACUCUUUCAGGACAUCACCCUACUGGAGGUGGAUGCGCAGUUCAGGACACUAGUCUACUCACAGAUGAGAAACGGCACAACUGGCAGCGCUACAAUCAACGCUACACGCUUUUUGACCAUAGGCGACAGCAAAUACGAGGGCACCGUCCGAGUGUCUGUGCUGUCUACCUACUAUUGGACACCGGUAUAUGGGACAGACUUCGUUGUGUGCGUUGUGCUAAACCUGGAGUCAUCAAGAGAGGUUGCUGAUAUCGGGUCACAGAAUGCGCCAAGUGAGUCUACUGUGUACCAUCGCCUGGAUUUGGCUGCCCCGAGAGGACGCCGCUGUGAUCAGUUUGGCCGCGAGGCUGUGUCAGAUGUUAGCGCAGUCAAGUUCUCACCAGAGGCGUUCACAGACCCGGCGCGCUAUUUGAAUGUUCCGGAGUCGACUAGCAAUGUCACUCAGAUGUUGAACUACCUGGAUGGCCGUUCAGUGACCAAUCGCUACUUCAAGAGCAGCGUCGUCAAUCUUGUGCGCCUCACCUCUAAGCUGGACAAGAUCUGGGACAGCAAUUUUUUCCGCAAGUAUCAGCAGUCUGUCGUUUGGAGGUAUAUCGGUGCUAUUGAUGGUGUCUUCAGAAUCAUUCCUGGUACCCAGCUACCCACUUCUUACGACCACUUGAGUCGUGGCUGGUUCACACGGUCGCUGAACAGGCCGGGACAACUCACUAUGAGUCCACCCUACUUGGACGCGUUUGGUGCUGGCUAUGUCGUCACACUCAGUACUACUAUACACCAGAGCUCUGUGCGAUCCAACCCAUCAGCAGUGGGUGCUGUCAUGGCCAUGGACUUUGCUGUGGGCUUCCUCAACGAAUUCAUGAUCAGUGUUUAUGGCAGCUGCGCAAACAGUUACAGGUGUAUGCUGCUAGACUCAUCGGGCUAUCUCGUGUUCCAUCCUUCGUUCCUGAGUGCGUCAGCCAAUCCAGAGUGGGUUCACCUUGGCCAUGAGGAGCCCCAGGUGAUGGAAACUCUGCUAAACACUGGUGUGCUGCGAAAGAAGUCUUGUGUGCGAUAUGACACGUUUUCACGAUACUCCUAUUUCCGAGUGACGAUGCCUACUGGUCAGACCGAAGUCUCAAGCUCCUACCCCUGUCAAGAUCCCGUGGCACACGGUACUUCAGUCAACUUCAAGGUUAUGCACAUUGCAAACACCAACAUGUACUUGGCUGUUGUUUCGACCAGUUGUCCAUACCGCCCUCGUACACUGUCUUCCUGCCCAUGCCCUGUGAGAAACGGCUUGGGCCAAUGUCAGACAUCAGAGAUCUUGCAGAGUUGCGAGUGUCCGUGUGUUCGUGGUGUGGAUUACUUCCCCUGCAACAAUUCCUUUCCCGGCAGUAUCGCAGUGAGUGACGUGUGCCCGGCGGAAAUCGUUGCCUUGCCAGUCGUGCCCCGCAAGCCGGACAAAGUCACCAAGCUGGAGAAGUGUUUCAACGGCCGAUGCAGUAACAUCACCUCGUCCAGGACUUGUCAAGCCACUGUCGGCUGCGCGUGGUGCACACAGGACAAAGAUGACACGGAGCUAAGCUCUGCCUACUGUACAACAGACUGUGCAUGCUUCCAGGGCGUGCAGGGCAAAGAGAACCCGAACGCUGCCUGUACCGCAACCAGCGAUGAUGAUGAUGAUGAUGCCAAAAAGAAAGGAGCCUGGAAUGUUGGUGUUGGCGUUUCAUUGCUCGCGGCAGGCCUCGUGAUGAGUGUCAGUGUGAAAGUGGCUCUGGACAAACGCAGGGCUGGGAUCAUGGCGACAGGGGGUAGUACAUGUCGUUUUGCUUGUACCACUGCUGCCGCUGCUCCUCGUGCCAGUGUUCAACCAUCCCUGGGCAGUACCAUCUCCUACACACCACCAACAAGCAUCAUUGCUACCAACGAUGCUGGCGGUCAUCGGCCAUCUGCACCACCAGAUAUUGGAGAGUUUGAGCCAUGCAAACCCAGCACCGACCCUAAUGCUCCUCCCGAUUACAAUAUUGCAAUAACCAUGCCUGCCCCUGGGGAAAUGUCUGCAGCAACCGCUUUUGCUCCAGGACAUUCCACGACAUAGCGACACCUAGUAAAACCGUGCUUUUUUUGUCUAUCAAUCUAAUGACUACUAGUACUGGCUAGUUCAUGUUCAAUGAGUAGCAUAGUAGCAUAGACCCUAUGCAAUUCCUGGUCAUGCUGUACAUCUGCUGUGUGUACAACUGCUAUGUGGAUGACUGCUGCCAUCGCGAGCUAGUACACAAUUGAGCCUGGGACAACUACUGCCCAGUCUUGACAUGUUUGAGAUGAUAUUUUAUUUGUAGCUAUGAUGCUGCUGCUGGUGCUGGUGGUGCUGCCACCGUUGUCACUGCCGUCUGCAAGCAAACAUAACAUAACGGCAAGCAAACAUAACGGCAAGCAAACAUAACGGUCAGCAUGACUGCACGGUUUCACUGAAUCUGAGUGUAUGUCAGCGUGUCUCUUACAUGCUACUGUUAACGUUACUGCUGCUGAUCUACGCAAUGCUGAAAUGCUGCUGUUCGCCCACCACCCAGGAUUAUAUCCUUCACAAUUGUAUGACAGUUGCCUUCCUUCAUGGCAGUUUGACCAUCACUGGCUGUGGCAUCAACCGACGUACGAAAAAUUAGCAAGAUGUAUUUUUUUUUAAGAGAAAGAUAUCACUUUGUUGCCACUGGGCGAUCUUUCUUUCUAGUGCCUAGAAUACAUGUAGCGCUUGCAGAUUUCAUUUCAUUUUGAUAUUAUUAAUAUUAGUUGACUGUGUUUCAUAGAAUUGUUAUUCUUGGUCAUAUUGUGUAAUAAAGUGUUCUGUAGCUCUGUAUACACUUGGACGCAAACGAAAAUCCAGUGGAACAGAAAAUAUUAUAUGAAAAUAUUAUACAGUUUCCUCUGAGACAGAAAAAUGCGAUAAUACUCAUAAAAAGGACACACCUCAGGCUCUUUAGAACAUCUUGAACGUUUUUGGUUUCACAAGUAUACUUUCAAGCCUUCUCAUCAGGUGAAAUACAGGCAAGGGAAAAGGAACAGGAACAGUGGAUUAAGUACAGUAAGGAGAAAAUAUUAUAAUUAUUAUUAUGCCUGCACCUGACUCUUGCGCUAUGAUACCCCUCAGAAUUUCCCACCUUGCUCCCCCAGCCUUAUGUUCAGGCUGUCCGCUUUGGAGCCAUCAGUUGCCUGAUGAUCGUAGUAGUACGUGAAACUCACAGUUCCAAUCUCUCUUGUGUAAUUAUUACUUGAAGUAUUAUAAAAACCUCAACUCAGAUUUUCAUGCUUUUAAGAAAGCAAUCAUCAGGAGACGAAAGCUGUUUUCAGGAUACUGUGUUCUUAUUCACCACAGGAAUUGGGUGUUGGCCUAACCUUUAUGGCAGGCAUGCAGUGCCAAUGCUCAGCGCAAAAACAGGAAGGUGACAGGGCUGGUCGCCGAUAAAUAUGCUUACUGUAUGGGAGAUGGGAGGGGAAUAUGUGAACAUGUGCGCGUGUAAUGUACUUAUAUGCGUGCGCAUGUGUGGAUGUGUGUGUGUUUAAGCAUGAAAUUCUGCGUUCAGAAUUUUUUUGUUCCGCUUGACGUUUAUUUGUACCGAAGUUCUGCACGUCGUCAAGAGUACAUAACCCCAAGAGUGUGCAACUGCCUGCACAACCUCUAUGCUGUGCUGCGACGGCAGAACUUCACAUCACGUGACAUGGUUCAAAAGGUUAUGCUGGCAAACAGUGCAAAGUGACCACAAGAGAGUUGUACCCAAAGCUGGGCUGCGUACAACCCAGUAUCUAUCAUGCACUAGAGUGCACGGGUUCAUCACGUGAUGUGAAGUUCUGCCGUCGCAGACCCCAUAGCUGGAGUUGCACACUCUUGGGGUUAUGUACUCUUGACGUCGUGCAUAGAGCACUCUGCAUCUGACCACUGGUCAGAUGCAGAGUGUAUGCUUGGACACUGUCUUCAGGGUGAAGGUGCUGUACCCUGUUUGCACACAGAUCGUAUAAAGUGCAACUAAUUAGUUGC
This is a messenger RNA of Sycon ciliatum, 5869 nucleotides long. Its product is annotated as VWFA and cache domain-containing protein 1-like. Gene Ontology annotation, cellular component: voltage-gated calcium channel complex. The coding region runs from base 308 to 3937 and encodes 1209 amino acids. The record is from RefSeq and is a predicted model, not a curated record. Gene Ontology annotation, molecular function: voltage-gated calcium channel activity. Lineage: Eukaryota; Metazoa; Porifera; Calcarea; Leucosolenida; Sycettidae. The transcript has 29 exons.